AUUUUAUCGUCCGCGUCAUCUCCUCCGUUCUCAGCCCAGUCUCGCCACCGGCGUGGUUCUUUUUCCCGGACGCGUCGCUUCUUGUUCCCGACUCUUAGCUGUGACUGUUUCCAUCGCCAUGGAUUAUCUGAAAUCCGUGGUUCCUUCUCAACUCGUCUCCGAGCGGGGUUCUAAUCUUGUCGUCAUCAAUCCAGGCUCUGCAAAUGUUAGAAUAGGCCUUGCUCAACAGGAUGCACCUUUUAACAUUCCUCACUGCAUUGCUCGCUAUUCUAACCAAGUGCCCAAGAGAAAUGUGCAAGAUCAGAUGCUUAAUUCUCAGAUUACAACAGCUCAGCACAUUGAGCGUGAGAAGGCAUAUGAUAUUAUAGCUUCACUGUUGAAGAUUCCCUUCCUUGACGAAGAAGUUGCAAAUAAUGCUUUCCCACGCAAGAUGGGGCGUGUUGAUGGAUAUAAUCCACAGAGUGGCAAAAAGGAUCCACCCUUCACUUGGACAACUGUAGUUGAGGAGAAGCCUAAUUUAUCUGCGGAACCAGAAGGUUCUGCAAAUAAGGCUUCAUCCAGUGACUCCUUGGACCAGCUUGAAGCUAAUGAUUCUAAGGAGUUUAAUGUGAAUAACCACAAGUUCAGACAGCUUAUUUAUGGCGAGGAAGCACUAAAGAUAUCCCCCACUGAGCCAUAUUGCUUACGACGUCCGAUUCGCAGGGGUCACUUUAAUGUUUCUCAACAUUAUCCUGUGCAGCAGGUAAUUGAAGAUCUGCAUGCUAUUUGGGACUGGAUUUUGUUGGAGAAACUGCAUAUCCCUCAUUGUGAAAGAAACAUGUAUUCUUGUAUUCUUGUUGUGCCAGAAACAUAUGAUAAUCGUGAAAUAAAGGAAAUGUUGUCAAUUGUAUUGCGUGACUUGCGGUUUAGCUCAGCAGUGGUCCAUCAGGAAGGCCUUGCAGCAGUAUUUGGAAAUGGACUGUCUACUGCAUGUGUGGUGAAUAUUGGUGCUCAGGUGACGUCUGUCAUUUGCAUAGAGGACGGAGUGGCUCUACCCAACACACAAAUGACGUUGCCAUUUGGUGGAGAGGAUAUAUCAAGAUGUCUCCUCUGGACUCAGAGGCACCAUCAAACGUGGCCGCCAAUUCGUAUGGACCCUAUGUCAAAGCCCAUAGAUCUAUUGAUGCUUAACAGGCUGAAAGAGUCCUAUUGUCAGAUAAAAGAAGGGGAGCUUGAUGCUGUGGCUGUAGUUCAUUCUUAUGAGGAUGGCAUGCCAGCUGGAUCUCAUAAAACAAGGCUGACUGCCCUCGGUGUUCCUCCAAUGGGUCUAUUCUACCCUUUACUUUUGGUUCCAGAUGUAUAUCCCCCUCCUCCCCGUUCUUGGUUUCAUGACUACGAGGACAUGCUGGAGGAUACUUGGCAUGUGGAUUUUCAAAGAAGACCCGACUUAUCAGAUAGCUUCUACCCAGGUGUCAACAGUGGAUUUCCAAUGUGGGAGAGCUACCCUGUUUUUCAAACUAAGCCGAAGAAAGAAGAUAUUGUUGGCCUUGCAGAAGCUAUCACUAGUAGCAUUCUCUCAACAGGGCGAAUAGAUCUUCAGAGAAAAUUGUUUUGUAGCAUACAGCUGAUUGGCGGGGUCGCUUUAACAAGCAAUCUUAUUCCUGCUGUUGAGGAGAGAGUUUUGCAUGCAAUUCCUUCAAAUGAAGCAAUUGAUACUGUUGAGGCUUUACAAUCAAGGACAAAUGCACCUUUUGUGCCCUGGAAAGGCGGAGCAGUUCUUGGAAUUCUCGACUUCAGUCGUGAUGCGUGGAUACAUCGCGAGGAUUGGAUACGUAGUGGGAUUCAUGUGGGUAGUGGCAGAAAAUAUAAGGAUUCUUACUUUCUUCAGGCACAAGCAAUGUGUUACAUUAAUUCCUAAGCUUUGAUAAAUAACAGUGUUUUAAAUUGUUCCAUAUUGUAUAGCAUUUGCUUUGUCAGAGAAACCAUCAGAAGAUGAAAUGGAAAAAAAAAAAGAAAAGAAAAGUUGUAAAAUAGUUUACUAACUUCAAA
Molecule: messenger RNA, 2028 nt
Organism: Malania oleifera
Lineage: Eukaryota; Viridiplantae; Streptophyta; Magnoliopsida; Santalales; Ximeniaceae
Product: actin-related protein 9
Exons: 20
Coding region: 119-1897 (592 amino acids)
Biological process (GO): regulation of DNA-templated transcription; double-strand break repair
Cellular component (GO): Ino80 complex
Source: RefSeq, a predicted model, not a curated record